Messenger RNA from Harpia harpyja (harpy eagle), 2012 nucleotides. RefSeq names its product OX-2 membrane glycoprotein-like. The transcript has 5 exons. Bases 192 to 1322 code for a protein of 376 amino acids. Lineage: Eukaryota; Metazoa; Chordata; Aves; Accipitriformes; Accipitridae. Gene Ontology annotation, biological process: negative regulation of macrophage activation; regulation of immune response. Gene Ontology annotation, molecular function: cell-cell adhesion mediator activity. The record is from RefSeq and is a predicted model, not a curated record.
UUUCCUCCUGCACCCCGCAGACGUUAGACGCUCAGCCAGCUUAGAAAUCUGGGCUUGUAUUUAGGCACUCGCAAAAACCUAACCUUAUGGAAAAGGCGCUUGUGAAAAACCCAGCCUCGUAACCCGUUACCCCUGUCCAUCUAGCAGCCCAGCUGGGAAAUCUUCAGUUUCUGGCUCUGACAUUUGUUGUCAUGUCCCCUGAAAGUUUUGUUAUUCAGCUAAGUGCCAGAGGGGCAGGAGGUUUUUACGAGGUGCUUCUUACCGUACGCGCAGGGAGGGGGAAUGUCCCUACAGUAAGAGCGACAUGUAUAAAAAAGGGGAAGCCGCAUUCAAUGGAUCAGUCGCUCGCUCGUCUCACUGAGCGCACAGCUAAGAUGAUGGUCGCUUGUCUGCUCCUCUUCAGUGUCUGGACCGUUGCGUCAGGCUCUGUGCAGGUGAUGCACAGAAAGGUCCAGUCGGUCCAGGCAGGAGGAAACGUUACUUUUUCGUGCCGGUUGGUCACAAAAGAAGAUGUGCUACAGGUGACCUGGCAGAAGGAGACAGACGGGGCUGAAGACAACAUAGCGACUUAUAGUACGAUGAAUGGCCAAAAGAUAGCAAAGGGCUAUGUCGGCCACGUGAGCUUUGCCCACACUGAGUUACAAGUCUCAGCCAUCUCUCUUCAUGGUGUCACCCUCCAAGAUGAAGGAUGCUACAAGUGCAUCUUCAACACGUUCCCCUUGGGGGCUGUCUCUGGCAGGAUGUGUCUCAAGGUUUACGCCAUCUCGGACCCCAAAGUGGAGGCUAAGCUCAUACCCAGUCCAGACAAAGCUGAGGACUCUGAGAAAGUGGUGGCGAUGAGCUGCUCAGCAACAGGGAAGCCAGCUCCAAAAAUCACCUGGCACCUUCCCAGCAUCCUGCAGCAGAAACCAAGGGAGUACCACAUCAAGCUUGGCAAUGAGACUGUGACCGUCAUCAGCAAUUUCACCCAUGCCCACCCCAAAAUCCUCCAGGAGUACUCCAUUGCCUGCGUGAUCCAACACCCCUCUCUAAACGUGACCCUGGUCCUGCCGACGGACAGCCUGGUGCAGGGUCCAGACAGCAGCGUGGCACCGGCCAUUGCCAUUGCAGUGGGGGUGCUGGUCACCCUCGCUUUCCUCCUCCUUCUCGCCUGCCUCCUCCGCCGCUGCCUCAGGCACCUACGUGACCCAGAGAGAAACCCAGCCCGGCCGUGCUGGGUCCUUCCUGCCUGUACUAAGGCCAAGAAGUGCGGGCAGUAUGGUGCUGCAGGCAGGCAGGCUCCCGCAAUGACCCCCAGCCCCGGCCCGCUGCUGAACACCUGAGCAGCUGCCUGCCCUACACAUGCAAGAGAGAAACGUCUUACAACGGUACCUUGGGCUUCCAAGCAAACCUGCUGUGACUCACUCCAAGAGAAAUACAAAAAAGGACAAUUUAUAAUAGAUAUUUAUUUAUUUUGUUACACUAUAAUAUUCCAUUUUGUAGAAAAAAGCUGUAAAGUAUUUAUUUGAGACUCAGGCUGACUGUGUGGGUCUGCAUAAUGAAACUGAUGUUUUGUAUUUUCUGGGGGUUUGAAUGUUAUGUUUAUUCCUUUCUGAUAUUUUAACAUUGCAAGCUUAAAACUGGGUGGGGGAUUGUCUGAAAGAGGGCAGCAUUUUGUAGGGGUGCUGGCCUGGGUGGUGUUGCUGGUGGGCCAAAGGAGACCCUGGCCAGGAGCCGGGGUGCAGACAACCCAUGGAGCAGCCUAGCACGCUGCUGUGAGCUUUGGGUGUCGAACCUGUUCCCCAAAGGGCACGAGAGAUCAGGCCAAGACUGCAGCCAGCCUGAACUUGUAACCCAGGAGCCAAGAGUGACAGGCUUCAAGCCAGGAGUCAUCAGGCAUGAGGAAGUUACCAACUCCAACUUUCACCAACCUUUCCUAGAAAGUAAUAAAAAAAAGCAACAGGCACAUAGACGUUUCCUUCUCCUCUCUUCUUCUGUGGUUUCCACUGCUCCCUUCUUAAUUUCCCUAAUCC